AAGUCGGCCGGCGAUCAUCGAAUCCCAGCAGUUUCCCCCUGUUCACCAGGGUUGUAUCCAAGCCUCAUCGCUUCCGGUGAUGCCACCGCCCGUGAUUUCUCUUGUCCGCACAUGAAAGUCCGACCUUCGUUCGUUAGCUACCUACCUUGCAUCACACCACCAUUUGCCCGCCUUUUCUGCCUGCCCGCCCUGUCGCCGGAUCUCCGGAGACCAAGCCGGGCUUGCCAGCAUCCACAGUAUAUCUACACGAUCCUUCCUGCCAGCUCAGCAGCGUAACCCACCACAUCUCUUCAUUAAUUGCAACGACCUCUCCGAGCGAAAUACCUCUCCUCAUAACAUCACCUGCACCCCGCAAGGACACUGCACCGCCUCUGACCGCCACACCGAUACCGAUGCAAAUACCCCAAUACUCCAAUCCGCUUUCCUAGUGGUCUACUUCGUACCUAUACCUACCACAUCUUCUCGACAUACAAUAUAAAACCACCCCAAUGAUGGCGUGGUACUCCCUCCUCCCACCUGCCCUCUCCUACAUCGAAAGCUCGGUAGUGCACAUCUUCGGGGACAGAAAGAGUGCAAAUCAACUAACUGUAUUUUCGCAUGAGCAGAUAUUCCUCGGCUUCGUUACUAUCUUCCCCUGGGCCGCGCUCCUCAUCUUCGAUAUAUGUCUGUAUACGGGGCGCAUGUUGACGUUCGAACUACCGGUCGUGGGAGGUCGAGCUCGCGGGAAGCAGCGGCCAAGGGCGCCGAGUUUGAAUGAGCGGCCGGAUGGACAGCCUCGAGUAUUGGUGGGGUUGAGUGGGAAUACAAGUAAUGACGGUGUUGGUGGUAGUGGACGGGAGGAGAAGGGGGUAGAAGGGGUGACGAGGAGGGUGGUUGCUCACGUGGAGGUUAACGGUGGCGGUCAUGGUGGGGAUUGAUAUGUACCUGGGUUGAUGGUUAUAUUUGGGGGUGCGUGUGAGGUAUAAUGGUAUGGAUAUUGAUGGUGAUACCUCCUGGUGAGGACACAUUCCAUAUCUCCCUUUGAUGACUGAUUUGGUGCAUGAUUUUGAGGCGUGCUUUUGAGGUUCUGUUCAUGUGGCAUUUUUAAUACCCCUGUACCUAUACUAGGUUGUUGCUUUUCUGUCUUUUUUAGUUUAGUGGUUGGCUUCUUGUUGAGCGGUUGCUGAGAUACCUACCUGCUUUGCUCAAUGAGUGAGGUUUACUUCUUGUUCUUGUCCAGGGGCUGUAUACUCCGUGAUAUUCCUAUAUGGCUUAAUUCUUUUACAAUUCAGGCCAGAGCUGUUUGCUGAACAUAUCAAAUGACACCGUUAUUGGACUUUUGCUGGCCAAUUUCCCAAGUUUCUCACUUAGUGGCUCUGGUAUUUUCGUAUCGUUG
Molecule: messenger RNA, 1375 nt
Organism: Aspergillus vadensis CBS 113365
Lineage: Eukaryota; Fungi; Ascomycota; Eurotiomycetes; Eurotiales; Aspergillaceae
Exons: 2
Coding region: 489-917 (142 amino acids)
Source: RefSeq, a predicted model, not a curated record